Molecule: messenger RNA, 658 nt
Organism: Bradysia coprophila
Lineage: Eukaryota; Metazoa; Arthropoda; Insecta; Diptera; Sciaridae
Cellular component (GO): nucleosome
Molecular function (GO): DNA binding; protein heterodimerization activity; structural constituent of chromatin
Source: RefSeq, a predicted model, not a curated record
AUGCCCACACUUAUGCGCAGUCAUUUGUUAAAAGCCUUUCCAAGGGUAAACUUGAGUUUUGUUUCGUUUUGUUGCAAAUAUUUUCGUUAGUUUUCUUUAUUGUUUCAAUAAAAAUGGAAAGUGCAGCUCAUACAACACGCGUAACUAAAUCAAAAAGAGCGGGAACUGUAAUUCCUGUCGCCCGUAUCGAAAGAAAGUUUCGCAAAGGGCAUUACGCAAAACGCAUUAGUACAACCAGUGCCGUAUAUACGGCCGCAGUUUUAGAGUAUCUUUGUGCUGAAAUUCUCGAAUCGGCUGGAGACAUUACCUCUGAAAGCAAAAGAGUUCGCAUCACUCCGCGGCACAUAAUGCUGGCCAUUGAAAAUGACGAAGAGUUGAAGGAGUUACUGAAGGACGUGCAAAUCCCGGAAGCGGGCGUAUUGUCGAAUAUUCAUCCGGUUCUAUUGAGAGCACAAUCCGAAAAUUCAGCUCAUCCGGCUGCAUUGAGCCAGGAGUUGUAGUUGUCAAAAAGUGUCGAAUUUUUGGUUUUCUUUUCUAUUUUCCAUCAUUGCUGAGCAGUGCAGUUUAAGUUUUUUGUUGAAUCGUUGAAUAUAUUGUUAAUGUAAUCAGCAAUCAAAAUUUACAAGUUUAAAAUAAAUUAUUUUUCUUGCAUCCUUUA